Molecule: messenger RNA, 2063 nt
Organism: Clupea harengus (Atlantic herring)
Lineage: Eukaryota; Metazoa; Chordata; Actinopteri; Clupeiformes; Clupeidae
Exons: 4
Coding region: 321-1064 (247 amino acids)
Biological process (GO): adaptive immune response
Cellular component (GO): membrane
Molecular function (GO): signaling receptor activity
Source: RefSeq, a predicted model, not a curated record
UUAUCAGCCAUAGAAUAGAUAGGGCGGGGAGAAGUGAACAAGUGGUGUCGUGACGUAAAAUUAACCCUUCCUGCUACACGAGGUUUAAUGGCUCCUUUUAAUUAGUGGUUUUAUUCAAAAUAAGGGAAAUUCACAAAGUAUUUUAAUAUACAUACAACUUGUGCAAAUCUAAUCUCAGCCGAAUUUUAUGUAUUUCAGAAAUUAACAACAAUGAACAACACACUUUUAAAAUAUGCAAAAAUGGUACCUCUGCGCUGUGUGCGUCAGUACUUCCUGUCUUCAUAACUGUCAGUGUGAGCUGCCGAGGCGCCACAAAUCAGAUGAUGGAGUGUCUGUGGCGACGCCUCCACAUCCUGCUGCAGGUCUCCUUCUGGGUCUGUUUCGUCACAGGUUCAAAUGUAGAAUGGAGACGGGUUGGGGAAAAGAUAGUAAUAACUUGCUCCACUGAUAAACCAACUCAAAGUGCAGUGUAUCUUUACAAGAGCUACCACCAAAGGCAGUCGGUGUUCUAUCUCCUUAAAGAGGGGGUUCCGAGUCGCACGGUAGCCUACAAGGACAAGGUUAAAGUUACAGGCUUCAACAAGCUGAGAGCCACAAUUAGCAACCUAACCGUAAAUGACACUGGAGUUUUCUGGUGCCAGUACUUGAGACAUGAUGGACCAACAAACCAUGAAACUGAAAACAAAGAGGGUGAAACAUUGUUGGUGGUCAAUGGGCCGGAGAAGGUGUGCCCCACACAUGGGCCAUACGCAACCACCAGCACAGAGGAGUCCAGUCAGACCUUGUGGAUCGUGGGUGCUGUCACCGUCUGCUCACUGGUUCUGCUGGUGCUCAUUAUCCUGCUCAUCUCGGUGAAGAGGUGCUGUGUACACAAUGGAAAGUACAGGUGUCAUCCCCAGUCUGCCGUUGGACCCCCAGCACAUCGCUCCGAUUCUGUUUAUGAGCAGAUGAGGCCCCAGAGGGCCACCUCUAUGUCUCCACAGAGGGCCACCUCUAUGUCUCCACAGAGGGCCACCUCUAUGUCUCACUCCUCUGCCCGGGUACUCAUCAACCCUACCUACUAGCUUCACCCAAAUAACCCACAUCCUACCACCCCCCUUCAGUAAGAAUCAACACUGGCACGCCAGCUUCAUAUUUUCAUUUGACAAGUGCACUGAAAUUCAUUAGCCUGUGUGUCCAAACUUGCUUGCUUGAAAAAUUAAACCGGUUUGAAUUUAUUUAAUUUAUGUUUUGAAUUAUGUUUAAAUCCAAUGUGUGAAGCAUUUUGAUGUAUCAUUCACUCGUGUAACACAAACAUUUUGGUCAUUGAGAUCGAAUGCAGCAUCAGAUUGUGAAAUGUUCGUGUAAGACCGUAGUGAUACAUGGAGCAAAGGGUCAUGUAGUUAUUAACCUUUCAUAGGAAUGGAUAUACUCAGCCAAUUCUCCUUUGGCUGUCUUUCCAGAAACUGCUUUCUUUUUAUACAGGGUAGAUCAAACAAAACUAACAUACAGUACUUCAUCUGUGUGUACCUGUAACAUAUAUGAGGUAGUUGUAAGAGGUUUGCCACUUUAUAAUACAAAACUGAUUUUAAUAUGCACAAAAUGUAAUAUGAUCAGAUGUAUAUAACUGUUAUGCACCACAUUAUAUUUGUGCGAAUUGAAUAUCCACCUUUGUGGUUUUUUAAUUGUCAUAUGAUUGUAUAGAUUAAUUUCAAUAUGCCUGUCAUAUACACAGUGUAUGUUGCAAUUGUUAUAUAUGUAGCAUGGAUUAUGUAGCAUUGAAUAAAAGUGUUUAACAAGUAAAUUAUGUGGCGAUUUUAGCCUGAAAUUUUUGGUAGGGCAAUUUUGUAUGACGUCAAGUCAUCGUCACAAAAAUAGAGCUAGCUGAUUAUUAUAUUAUUAUAUUAUUAUAUAAGCAAUUUCCUAUAUACCCAGGUAGGCAUAGGCUAUGAGCUGCAUUUUGAGUGCCGGCAGGGAGCAGAAAUCCUAUUUCAAUUACAUUUUACAUGCUUCAGUUCUCAGCGCGACACAAAGAUGUUGCUUAUAAUACAGCAACAAAGUAAUAAAAUAGAUUGCAAUAAAAU